This is a messenger RNA of Phacochoerus africanus (Common warthog), 4093 nucleotides long. RefSeq names its product transmembrane protein 135 (gene TMEM135). The record is from RefSeq and is a predicted model, not a curated record. The coding region runs from base 748 to 1878 and encodes 376 amino acids. NCBI's taxonomy places the organism in Eukaryota, Metazoa, Chordata, Mammalia, Artiodactyla, Suidae. The transcript has 20 exons.
GGUCUCGCGCUCCGAUUUCCUCACCGUACGAAAUGAAAUUCCACAGGGGGAUUCGAAAGGAAAUGAGACCGGGACGCUCCGUGCUUCUCGGCCCGCCGCCCUUCCUGUCUCGGGGACACGGGUUUCUAAAUAAGCGCCCUGGCAUCUCCGCCUCAGCCUGCUAGAAACGACUGUCUCCUUUGAGAACACUUGAAAAAGCCCUUUGCCCAUCAGAAGCUUUUCCUGUCAACAGCUUUUCUUUCCCGGCAUGGAACUCAUCGCAGAAAACACUUCCCCAAGGGAGUUCCAGACAGAAGGCUAUCCACCCUGUCCCAUGCGGAGCGUGUAGGAGAGGCGCAAAAGCAGCCCUACUCUGGACUGUCCAUUUCGAGGGUGCAGUCUGUAAAGACCUUUAGUAGGAGGAUUGAAUAUGUGAUCCUUCUUCUGCCUCAAGCAUUAAGGAGCCGUUUAUACCAGUUACGUUUCAGUGGAUCCACAGUCAUUUCUACCGCACUGCUUGACGCAUGCUGGAAUCCGCAUCAAUUCCAUUCACUGAAGAAUUUAUAACCCAUGUGCCAGGCACUGUGCUAGGUCCUGAAGUUGCCAUCAAGAUGAGUGAACAAGCCUGCCCUUGAGCUCCUCACCUCCCAGUUGGGGAUAGAGAUUGCAGCAAUUCUCCGGAAACGAAAAUUAGACUAUUAUUUACACAAACUGCUCCCUGAGAUCCUACAGUCUGCUUCAUUUCUGACUGCUAAUGGGGCCUUGUAUAUGGCUUUCUUUUGCAUUUUAAGGAAGAUACUUGGCAAAUUCUACUCAUGGAGUCCUGGCUUUGGUGCCGCUUUGCCAGCAUCUUAUGUGGCCAUUCUGAUUGAAAGAAAAAGCAGGAGGGGGCUGCUCACAAUUUAUAUGGCCAACUUGGCGACAGAAACACUAUUUAGAAUGGGUGUAGCAAGAGGAACCAUCACAACGUUAAGAAAUGGAGAAGUCCUUUUGUUCUGCAUCACUGCUGCCAUGUACAUGUUCUUUUUCAGGUGCAAAGAUGGUUUGAAAGGAUUUACAUUCUCUGCACUUAGGUUCAUUGUAGGGAAGGAAGAAAUUCCCACACAUUCUUAUUCACCAGAGGCGGCAUAUGCAAGAGUGGAACAAAAGACUGAGAAACAUGAGGAAAAACUGAGAAGAAUGAAUAUAAUUGCUCUAGUCAGGAAGCUGGUGGAUUCAAUAUGUAAGCAUGGACCAAGGCAUAGGUGUUGCAAACACUAUGAGGAUAAUUGCAUCUCUUAUUGCAUUAAAGGUUUCAUCAGAAUGUUUAGCGUGGGAUACUUGAUCCAGUGCUGCCUCCGAAUUCCCUCUGCAUUUAGGCAUCUGUUUACACAGCCAUCCCGGCUACUUUCUCUCUUCUACAAUAAAGAAAACUUCCAGCUUGGAGCUUUUCUGGGCUCUUUUGUUAGUAUAUACAAGGGUACUAGUUGCUUCCUGCGCUGGGUUAGAAACCUGGAUGAUGAACUGCAUGCCGUUAUAGCUGGAUUUUUGGCAGGAAUAUCAAUGAUGUUUUAUAAAAGCACAACGAUUUCCAUGUAUUUAGCUUCCAAACUGGUGGAGACAAUGUAUUUCAAAGGCAUUGAAGCAGGAAAGGUUCCCUAUUUUCCCCAUGCAGACACUAUCAUCUAUUCCAUCUCUACAGCAAUUUGCUUCCAGGCAGCUGUCAUGGAAGUUCAGAACUUGCGACCGUCUUACUGGAAGUUUCUUUUAAGGCUCACCAAGGGCAAGUUUGCUGUCAUGAACCGAAAAGCCCUUGAUGUUUUUGGUACUGGUGCCUCUAAACACUUUCAGGACUUCAUCCCUAGGUUGGACCCAAGAUAUACAACUGUAACGCCAGAAUUGCCCAUCGAGUUUUCUUGAAGAUGGCUAAUUUAAUAAUGUGACUUCAUGUUUCAUUAUUUUGUCCUGGAGAGUUAAAUAUGUUGAACACAAAGAAUGGGGCCUGAGCUUUGAACUUCAGUGUUAUUUCAAUGAAAGAUCCUCUUUUGUGUUUGUUUUUCUUACCAAUCAGAAAUACAGAAGCUUUUUAGGCAGGUGUUGCUUAAUAAUUAAGCUCCCUCUCUAGCCAGAAUCUUAUUCUGGAUCACUGUAGUUGUUGACAUUGUGAUAUAUUAUUGAUUAAAUUAUGUCCACAAGCAAUAUUAAAGAAUCUAUGUAGAAAUGUAGUAACAAAUAAGAGUAUACUUAAAAUUACUUUAACAGAUGUUUUUGUUCAUUCCAAUAUCAUUCUUGGUUAAAACUAAGAAUAUGUCUACGUUUUAGGAUACAAAGGAUCACGGGUACAUGGAUUUGGUCAGCAUUUUUUUUUUUUUUGGACUUUUGAGUUGGUAACUAUGGUAGUGAAAUGUUAUGAGGUAAACUCUUCACAAACAAUGCUGCUUUCGUAUAGAGCAAUUUAAUCAGAGAGAGUGGCUAUUCUUACUUCAGGGAUGCAAAGACGGGUCUCAUACUGUUUGGAUAAAUGCCGUGCUGUUUGUGCUCUUCUUCCACUGACACCUUCAUCUCUUUCCAUGAUCAGGUGGGCUCUGUGGCAGCCCAGUGAACCUAUGUAUUAAUGGCAGGUUAGGAGCAAAUGGAAAUUGACUUGUCUGAUACAACUGAAAUGUAUGUUUUAAUCUUUUACCGAAGCAUUGCACUUGAAUAUUUAAAUGCAAAUGAAGUUACUUUUAAAUUUCCUGUAGGUUUGUUAUGUUUGUUUUCAUUUCUAAGGAUUGAAUUCUUCAGAGCUAAGUCUAUAUGCCAUGGUUGAUUUCGAAGGGAUCAAAUCCUAUGGAACAAAAGUAUUUGGGCAAGUUGGGCUGUUUGUUCCCUCAGCUGUUUCACCUCUGAAGAUGUUUGAUGACUAAAAGCAUUAUAAAAAUGCAGCGGUUGUUCCCAAGUCCAUUUCUUCACCAAGUGGAUGCAGGUUCUCUAGCCACUUUUCAAAAAAUCAUUGUCACCAUUUUCACUCCUGCUAAAGAAAUGACAAAGUAGAGUGACUGCUGAUGAUGAGCUGGUUCAGGAUGGCUUUGAUGGAAAUAUGAUCACUCUUUAGAGUGUUUCAGGGACAAGUUAUUCUUUUCUAAGUUAAUACAAGGCUUAAGUGGUAAGUGGUCUACAGUUAAUGUAACAUAUAGGGAUAACGGUAUAUUUUUUUAAUAUAAUCUUUUUGCUGAAAAGUUUUUGGCUAUUGUAAAUUAAUUAUGCGAUAGAACUUGUGUUGCAACAAGAUUAUAACCCAGACUCUUAAAAAUGCUUAAUCGUCCAUAUUAAGUUUCGUCAAGCCUUGUAUCCUUCUGUUUACAUGUAAUCCUAACCUUGGUUGUUCUGGCAGAUUGAAACUCAACAAAAAGGCAGACUCUGGUGCCAUGGUAACAGAGAGAGCCACUUUAAUCAGGCCAGAGUUUUGCAUUGUGAUUACUUUUUUCGGAUGGAUGUGUCUAUUAGGCAAUACUGUUAAAGGACUGUUUUGGCUUCAGAUUCCCAAACUAAUUAAUAAAUUAAGUUUUACGUUUUUAUUCACUGGAAUAAAAAGGAUGAUUGGUACUGUGUUUACUUUUAAAAAUGAAGUAUUACAACAGUGAAGGAAGCACUGCUACUUGUAUCUCAUUUCCUCUAUUCAGAAAUUAUAAUAUUUUUCCUGUCAGGUUAAAUGGAAAACUUUUUAAUCCAUAAGUUACUAUUUUCAUUCACAUCAAAAGACUAUGAAAUUGAAAGACAAAUGCUACUGAAAUAUGAUGAGAUUGUUUAGUAAAAUUUUACUGGUCAAAAGGUGAAUUUCUAUGAUUUAUCUUUUUAAAAUAUAUUUACAACCAUCUUUUAUUUUACAAAAAAAGUAAAAUGAAAUAACCAUCAUGCAACAGAGUACAAUACAGAAUGUAUAGUUAGGAUGAACAGUGAACUAAUUUGCAGUGGUGAAUAGAGAUGUACAAUGGAUUUCCUUGGGACAGUCUGCAAAGGAUAGUUGUUGAAGCAAACACAAAUCGUGUUUAUAUUCCUGAAGACAAUCAGAAUGAAUGUCUUUCUCCCACUAACCAGGUAUUAAUUGACACCUUGGCACCAGAAAUAAAGUCAAAUAGAUUUCUCCAUUCCAAAA